CUCAUCGGUUUGUUAUCCCUUCUUCUCUUUCUCUUCACAUUCUACAGCAGCUGGACUGACAUCGUGUUCGUUCCAGAACCGGAUAUUUUUCUCGCGAAACCCUCGAACAAAGUGCUGAAACAAUGGCUUUUGGAGACGUUAAGACUGCCAAGGGAUUGGAGGAGCUGAAUAACUUUCUAGCCGACCACAGUUACGUAGAGGGAUAUGUUCCUUCGAAGGCUGAUUUGUCAGUGUUUGAAGCGCUGGGAAAAGCACCAGCAGGAAAUAAUGUCCAUGUCCAGCGCUGGUAUCGUCACAUUGCCUCGUUCAACGCUCAGGAGCGUGCUGCCUGGGGUGGUCAGGCACUCCCGCAAGUCGCCGGUGCCAAAACAACGGUAGCUGCCUCUGCUCCAGCUGCUGCUGCCGACGAUGAUGACGAUGUCGAUCUGUUUGGAUCGGAAGAUGAGGAAGAAAGCGCAGAAGCUGCCAAACUGAAGGAAGAGCGUUUGGCUGCCUACAACGCGAAGAAAUCCAAGAAACCGGUCCUGAUCGCCAAGAGCUCCAUCAUUCUCGAUGUGAAACCCUGGGACGAUGAGACUGACAUGAAAGCGAUGGAAACUUCGGUGCGCAGCAUCGAGAUGGACGGUUUGCUGUGGGGCGCCGCCAAGCUGGUCCCAGUUGGUUACGGUAUAAACAAGCUUCAGAUCUGUUGUGUCAUCGAGGACGAUAAAGUUUCCGUAGAUGAACUUCAGGAAAAGAUUCAGGAGUUCGAAGACUUCGUACAGUCGGUUGACAUUGCUGCCUUCAAUAAGAUCUAAGAUCAAAACCGGCAGCUUCGUUCGUUGACUAAACGAUGAGUGUCGAUUGCAAUGUUAAAUGCUCUGUUUUUACUAACGCCAAUAAAGAUUCAAUGUAACUAAUGAA
Molecule: messenger RNA, 903 nt
Organism: Wyeomyia smithii (pitcher-plant mosquito)
Lineage: Eukaryota; Metazoa; Arthropoda; Insecta; Diptera; Culicidae
Gene: eEF1beta
Product: probable elongation factor 1-beta
Exons: 2
Coding region: 123-797 (224 amino acids)
Biological process (GO): translational elongation
Cellular component (GO): cytosol; eukaryotic translation elongation factor 1 complex
Molecular function (GO): guanyl-nucleotide exchange factor activity; translation elongation factor activity
Source: RefSeq, a predicted model, not a curated record